UGAGCGGCGCGGCAGCCGGCGGCCGGCCCCGCCGCGGCAUGGGCAGCCGCGGGGUCGUGCGAUGAGCGCUCCCCCCCGCGCGAAUAUGGGCACAGCCGUGUCCAAAAGGAAGACGCUGAGGAACGAGGCCAUGUCGUCGGUGGCGGCCAAAGUGAGAGCGGCAAGGGCUUUUGGAGAAUAUCUUUCACAAAACCAUCCUGAAGGUAGAAACGGCUCAGAUCAUCUGUUAGCAGACUCCUAUAUCGGACAGGAGGACUCUCCUGAGAUGCAGCAGGCGGCACAGAACAAGCGCAGGCUCUCCGUCAUCUCGGACGGCAAGUUUGAGAGGAGCUUCUCCGAGGAGCAGGCGGAGAAGAUGCCAAGCGAGGGACCGAAGCCACGAGUCUACACCAUCUCCGGCGAGCGGCCGAUGCUGUCAGACCAUGAGAACGAAAGCAUGGAACUGGUGGUGAUGAAGGGGGCUCCCCAAGAGGAGUGCCACCACGGCCACCCUAUGCACAGUGCUGGUGGCUCUCACGGCGUGAGCAGGCAUUGCAAAGGCUGGCCGGGCAGUCGGCAGGGCUCCAAGGAGUGCCCAAACUGCACCCGACUGGCUGUCCCUUCCCAGCAUUCCUUUGACCUGGAACAGCAUCAAUCCAGCGAGACAGGGUGGCACAGGAAAAGGCUGGAGAGGAUGUAUAGUGUUGAUCGAGUUUCUGAUGAUGUACCUAUACGGACCUGGUUCCCAAAAGAGAACCUCUUCAGUUUUCAAACUGCUACUACAACUAUGCAAGCCAUCUCGGCAUUCAGGGGCUACGCAGAGAGGAAGAGACGGAAACGGGAGAAUGAUUCUGCAGCUGUUAUACAGAGGAAUUUUCGGAAGCAUCUCCGCAUGGUGGGGAGCCGAAGGGUUAAAGCACAAACAUUUGCCGAACGGCGUGAGAGGAGCUUCAGCAGGUCCUGGAGUGACCCGACUCCCAUCAAAGCUGAUUCCUUCCAUGACUCUCGAGAAAGCCAUGACCUUCAGGAUUCCUGUGGCACUUUGGAUGGUGACUUUGACUUGAACUGGGAAGCAGAAAAAGAGCUUGAAGCCAUGGCGUGUGAUGGAGAAGACUUUAUUCCACCAAAAAUAAUGCUCAUUUCUUCCAAGGUGCCCAAAGCUGAGUAUGUCCCAACGAUUAUCCGCAGGGACGACCCUUCCAUCAUCCCCAUUCUCUAUGACCACGAACACGCCACCUUUGAUGACAUCCUAGAGGAAAUAGAGAAGAAACUCAAUAUUUAUCGGAAAGGCUGCAAGAUCUGGAAGAUGCUAAUAUUUUGCCAGGGAGGUCCUGGUCACUUAUACUUGUUAAAAAACAAAGUUGCCACCUUUGCCAAAGUGGAGAAGGAGGAAGAUAUGAUCCUCUUCUGGAAGAGGUUGAGCCGGCUGAUGAGUAAAGUCAAUCCUGAACCAAAUAUCAUUCACAUCAUGGGCUGCUAUGUCCUUGGAAACCCCAAUGGGGAGAAGCUAUUUCAGAAUCUGAAAAACUUAAUGAAUCCUUAUAGGGUUGCCUUUGAGUCUCCACUUGAACUAUCAGCUCAAGGUAAGCAAAUGAUUGAGACUUACUUUGACUUCCGCCUUUACCGCCUCUGGAAGACCCGCCAGCAUUCUAAACUAUUGGAUUAUGAUGACAUUUUAUGAGCUGGAGAAGACUUUGCAAGAAGAAGUUGAUCACCAGUGUCCAAGAAGUCAUGCUUACUGCAGAGAGACUUUUUUAUUGGCACGGGGAGCCCUAGAGGAGGCAGCAGUGCUAAAGGGAGGGAAGAAGGAGCCCUCAGAAGUGUAUCAGGAGGAAAGUCUCCUGAGUCAAGAGAGACUAGAGGGAAAGGGUUUGGCACCUCGCUCGCCUCAGGUCAGAGCCAUGGUGUCUUGGGAGGAGCUGUGUGAAACGAGGACAGGAUGGAGUUCCUUGCAGAACUGAGCUGUCUUGGGUCAGAAUGGGCCAGAUUUGAUUCCAGGUCCUUUUAAAGACUUUUGAAGCUCAGGUUUUCUUACAAAAAAUAAAAUAAAUUACCCAUGCACUACAGUGAAGAAGUGACCAGCGCACAGAGGAAGGAGAGGUUUGUACUGGUGGGACCUUCUGUGCUGGGGAUCUUGGAGAGCAAGGACUGCUACACCUACUCCUGCAAGCUUAGAGCGAAACAAUCCAGUUUCAAUGUGAAUAUAUACUGGAAUAUAGAAUUGAAGUCUAACUUUUUUGUUUUGUUUAAUAGAAAAUAAGUGCAAUUUUUAUAGAGAGAGGGGUAAAAUCUCUCCUGAUAUUUAAUUAGUUAAAAAUAACACACCAGUAACCAAUAGAUGAGGUAUUUUUGGUCUGCUUGAAAAUAUAUUCAAAAUGGUAAUAUAUCUUCUGUAGACAUAUUUAAUCACCAGCAAACAUGGUUUUAACAUAACUUAGCAGACGCUGCAUGUCUGCUGCAUUGAUUAAUCCAGUUUGGUUUGGUACUUUCAGAGUAGCUGUGUUGCACUGACUGUAUGUGCUCUCACGAAUGUAUAUUUUUCCUCCUCCAGUUAGACACAACUUUGUUACUAUUUUGCUGCUUGCAAAACUAUAUGUCUUUAGUUUUGCUGGAGUAUUUUAGGUUAGAAAUACAGUUACAUGAUUGAGAAUUCAGUAAGGUCCAUUAUGGUGUAAAAAUGAAGUAGAAACUAAUAACCAUGAUAAUUACUCACUUAUGCCAGUGUUUUGCUGCGUGUCAGAAGACGAGUUCUCUUUCUCGUCUGCCGUAUGGAGCAGAGAGGCUGCAGAACCAUCCUCGGUCCUCCAAGGAGACCGUUUUACUGAAGCAUCUGGAAGAAAUAUUUCCUGAAGGAUGCAGCACGGGUUUGUAGCACGAGUUUGAAUUUUUCCCUGCGUUCACUUGAAUGCCAGUCGUUUGCGCAUACGUCACCUCUUUCCAAUGCUAAAAUGACCUGUUUGUUGAGCUCAGCUGCCAUCCUCCACAUCCCUUCUGUCAGAGCAGCUGUGGUUUGAGAACCCAGAUUUGUUGUUAAUAUUUGAGGACGUAUUUUGGAAUAGAUUAACGUUUUGUUUGUUUGGGGGGUUGUUUUGUUUGUUUGGGGAGGUUUUGUAGUCUUCAACGUGCCUGUUUAGUGGAUAAACGUUACUUAAAGCCUGCCUAAGUCACUCUGGCUAUUCUGGGGGAUUACAUGAUUUAUUUCUUAUACAAGUAAAAUAUCCUAGAGAAAACAGGGAAAGAUUACCUUGGUUUCCUGGCUUCCUGGUAUCUGAAUCAGUUGCUUGUGAAGUGAAAGAAAACACAUGUACAAAUCUUUUAAAUACUUACAAAAAAGAACUACUUGUCCUGAUCUGUAGAGGACUCCUUCCCUCCGUGACCUGUCUGUGGUUGUAGUUGUGGGGAGCAGGCCUCUGGCUAGAACUGCUGAACCCUGUACAUUUAUAGCAGUUUUAUUAGCAAAACUUUUGAAAAAAAUAAUGUACAUAUAGUAAGUAAGGAGAGGAAUGGGUGGGAGAGGGAUUGUUUGGAGUCAUUGAAAUUAGCCCAUUGAACCAAAUGGGUCUGAGCUGCUUCCCCUCGCUCUGGUUAGGAGCUGGCCUGCCCACCCUGUAGGAACUACUCGUGGUGGCUGCAUUUCAUGCUUGGCUGGACUCAUGCUCUUGACUCACAGUCAUGUUUUCCAGACCUGUUGUGAAAGGGAUAGGGGGCACCAGUCUGACUUCUGGAAGAACAUGUCAGAUCUAAAAAUAAUAAUAAUAGUAGUAAAAAAUGCUGAUUAGCUAUUACUUAGCAUGGUAGCUUCUGCCAGCUGUACUUGUGAGAGGCGGGAGUCGUAGGUGCUAUGAAAGCAAAAAGCCACGUGUCAGAGAAGAAAAUGAUAGUGGCAGGAUUAAAAUGCUGACACAAAACUCUCUCCCUUUCUGACCCUUUCACCUCCUAUGUUUAUGCUCCUAACUGGAAGAAGAUAAAUUGCUCUUCCUCUCUCCUUUCUAAAGUAAAAUUCCAAUUCAGUGAACUUGGUAGCAUGAAUGUAGCAUUGUGGAACUAUUGAAAAUCUUAUAUAACUCUGAAAGGGCCCGUUUAUGUAUCCACUUCAGUGAUUUAUCUGUAGAAUUAUUGUAUAUCUAUUAUCAUUGAGCACUUGUAGAACUAGGGUUGCUAAGUAGAAGGGUAGCUUGUACAGUCGCAGAACUUCUGUAGGAAGAUGUAUGCUUGAAUGAACAUAACGGACUGUUUUACUGGUGCAGUUGACUAUAGUAUAGUAUAAUGACAAAUGACGAAUGCAUUUCUCUCUUUUCCAAAGAUCUAUAUUCCACGUAGUUUGUGAUAUUAUGACAUGAGCAUAUUAUUUCCUUUGUAGUGUUCAUUUAACUAAAGAGAUGAAGUACUUUAAAACUGUAAUUGGAAAGAUAAUAGAAUUUUGAUGUUUGAAGUCCUUUGUGCAAAUAGCAUCACUGGAGUUAACCACUUUGGAAAAGGAAAAAAGAAAAAGUCUUCCCCUUUUAA
Molecule: messenger RNA, 4485 nt
Organism: Rhea pennata
Lineage: Eukaryota; Metazoa; Chordata; Aves; Rheiformes; Rheidae
Gene: NSMF
Product: NMDA receptor synaptonuclear signaling and neuronal migration factor
Exons: 16
Coding region: 62-1660 (532 amino acids)
Biological process (GO): positive regulation of neuron migration; regulation of neuronal synaptic plasticity
Cellular component (GO): cytoplasm; nucleus
Source: RefSeq, a predicted model, not a curated record